This is a messenger RNA of Lineus longissimus, 1411 nucleotides long. Its product is annotated as replication factor C subunit 2-like. The coding region runs from base 112 to 1191 and encodes 359 amino acids. Gene Ontology annotation, molecular function: ATP binding; DNA clamp loader activity; DNA binding. Gene Ontology annotation, biological process: DNA-templated DNA replication; DNA repair. The transcript is spliced from 8 exons. Gene Ontology annotation, cellular component: nucleus; DNA replication factor C complex. The record is from RefSeq and is a predicted model, not a curated record. NCBI's taxonomy places the organism in Eukaryota, Metazoa, Nemertea, Pilidiophora, Heteronemertea, Lineidae.
UAUGACAGCAGUACCAAACCUCGUUUCCAAAACGAAAGUGUAUCCCAAUGCACUUCGAAAUGUACACAAAAGUAUGCCCGCAACGAGACUGGCUGGUCGCGGGAAACCAUCAUGGCAGAUCAAGAAAAUAAAGAGGAGAUGAUGGACACAGUAACACCAGAUUCUGCCCUUAAAGAUGCUGUAGUAGUGAAACCAAACAAAUCUGAUGAUCGCCCUCGAUUUGAGCUACCAUGGUUGGAGAAGUAUCGCCCUACAGUCCUGACCGAUGUUGUGGGUAAUGAAGAAACGAUCAGUCGCCUUGGUGUAUUUUCCAAGGAAGGGAAUGUACCCAAUCUCAUCAUAGCUGGUCCUCCUGGAACUGGUAAAACCACCAGUAUUUUGUGUUUGGCAAGGACAUUACUUGGCCCAUCCUACAAGGAUGCAGUUUUGGAAUUGAAUGCCUCAAAUGACAGAGGAAUAGAUGUUGUUAGGAACAAGAUCAAAAUGUUUGCACAGCAGAAAGUUACAUUGCCAAAAGGGAAACACAAGGUCAUUAUUCUUGAUGAAGCUGACAGUAUGACUGAUGGUGCCCAGCAAGCUCUACGACGUACCAUGGAAAUUUAUUCAAAAACAACAAGAUUUGCACUUGCAUGCAAUGCAUCAGAUAAAAUUAUAGAACCUAUCCAGUCAAGAUGUGCAGUCCUGCGGUACAGCAAGUUAACAGACGCACAAGUGUUACAUCGUCUGCUUGAGAUAAUUGAGAAAGAGGGUGUCAGCUAUACCGAUGAUGGAAUGGAGGCAAUCAUAUUCACAGCUCAAGGAGAUAUGAGACAGGCCAUAAACAAUACGCAGUCAACUUUCCAGGGGUUCGGCCAUGUGAAUAGUGAAAAUGUGUUCAAGGUGUGUGAUGAACCACAUCCCAUGCUGAUAAAAGACAUGUUACAGCACUGCGUGAAUGGCAACAUUGACGAGAGCUACAAGGUCAUGGCACAUCUGUGGAGGUUGGGAUAUGCACCGGAGGAUAUCAUUGCGAUUGUGUUCAGAGUCUGCAAAAAUCACACUAUGCCAGAAUUUCUAAAAUUGGAAUUCAUCAAGGAAAUUGGCCUUACUCAUCAGAGGAUAGCAGACGGUGUAAAUUCUCUUCUGCAACUAUCUGGAAUGUUAGCAAGACUUUGUAAAAUAUCAUCUGCGCCUGGCUCUCAUCAACAGUGAGGCAGACUUUAGGGAAUCAUAAACUUUACAGACUGGAAGCAUUUAUAGCAGAUUCUAGGACUAAUCUGGGACUGAAGAUAGUGAAAACUUAUCAGGAAAAUUAGUGUUAGACUAUCUGAUAAAGAUCUGAGUUCGACUGCCAUAACGGAGUAUACUACAUUGUAUGUUGGUCACAGAUCCAUUGAAUAAGAGUUGCAUUUUCAUUACAUGAACUGUAAUU